Messenger RNA from Plasmodium fragile, 861 nucleotides. RefSeq lists its product as uncharacterized. The record is from RefSeq and is a predicted model, not a curated record. Bases 1 to 861 code for a protein of 286 amino acids. The transcript has a single exon. Lineage: Eukaryota; Apicomplexa; Aconoidasida; Haemosporida; Plasmodiidae.
AUGAACUCACUGGAAAGGAAGCUGAAGCUACUCAAUUAUAACCCCGUGGACAUAGGAAAGGACGAGUUUUACUAUAUGAUAUUAAAAUUGGAAGAAGAGAAAAUCCGCCUGUAUAAACCAAAGGAGAGGGAAAAAAUUAACUACACCAAGGAGAAAAACUACAUCGAGCACAUUUUGAAAUACCUAAAAAAACUGAACAUCAAUGUGCGCAAUGUUAACAAAACGAAUAUACACGAGGUAGGUGUCAGGACGUACAUCCUGAACAGCCUGACCACGUUGGCUUUGAUCGAUGAGUAUAAGGACCUCGUGGGCUACGACGAAAGUUGUGGAGGGCAGCGCGGGGAUGGCGUGAAGGGCAGCCCUGACGAUCACGUGGGAAACGCCCAAGACACCGCGGGCUACAACGCCCCCCUGCCGAACCAAAGCAUAAUUGCAAAUUUCUUCGAAUUGAAUUACUUGAACAAAGUCCAGCUGGAAGAGCAGCAGAAACGAAGAGACAAUCUCAGAGUGAUAAACGAAGGGAUUAACGAAAUAUUUAAAAAGUGUGACAUCCCUUUACUCGUGUGUAACGAGCAGGAUGAUGGUGCCAAGUCGAUGUGUCUCAUCCUAUCGGCACUACACGCAAUUAAGGAGAAAUUGAAAAAUAAAAAAAAAACAAAUAACCCUCAUUACGAAAGCUUAUUUAAUUUUAACAUAAAGUUGACCAACACCGAUUUGAAGGACUUUGCUUACAUCACGAGGUAUUUGCUUAACAGUGUACUGAAGGAGAGAGAGGCCCACCUAAAGGGGGUGCUCAACGACAUCCAGAUGUUAACGUACAAUCCGGUUGUAGACAUACGACAGGGGAAAGUGGGCAGGUGA